This is a messenger RNA of Eremomyces bilateralis CBS 781.70, 666 nucleotides long. RefSeq lists its product as uncharacterized. The record is from RefSeq and is a predicted model, not a curated record. The coding region runs from base 212 to 592 and encodes 126 amino acids. NCBI's taxonomy places the organism in Eukaryota, Fungi, Ascomycota, Dothideomycetes, Eremomycetales, Eremomycetaceae. The transcript is spliced from 2 exons.
UUGCCACGGCGCCUUCGUCUGCCUGUUGCGUAACCGAGCCUACAUCGUAGACCAUGAAAGUAUGAAAGUUCUGACUUUGGCCGCUCGCUAUUCUGAGAACUGAAAGCCUUCAUAAAGGCUUGGCAUUGGCGGUCCGACCAAGGUCUUGAAGGAUCGCUUUUAGCGCUCUGAACUGUGGUCUUUGCGGCAGCACGGCGACAAUCGUCAAUCGAUGCCGGAUAUCCCUGUUCCACCAACUUAUGUACACUCUCAACAUCAAGUCAGUACUUGUAUUCCUUACCGGCUGAUACUCCAUCAAUUGCUGCUGGAUAUGAAAUCACAGCAAAAUCACAUCACAACGUCUGGCGGUCACGGUGUAUGUAACAAUCCACACCAGCUUAGUUCCAUUUCAACGUCACCAACCAACAUCGUCACAUUUCUUUUCCUAUCCAACGGACCCAAUCGAUGUCAUCCGGUUCGCGCUCGGUCAUCGUUCCGAGUCUGCUCCGGGCGACAAGUGACACGACAGUCGCUUUGGAAGCGCCCACGGGAGCCGAAGAGGCUCCCGUACUUUACGACACUCGCCAAUCAGCAUCCUGCGCCUCAUAUUUAGAUGUUCGCGAGCGCCAUUGGUCGUAAUCGACUAGUCGAUAAGACCCGAGGGGCCAAACUCCAAAGGCCCAAAAG